Molecule: messenger RNA, 375 nt
Organism: Diospyros lotus (date-plum)
Lineage: Eukaryota; Viridiplantae; Streptophyta; Magnoliopsida; Ericales; Ebenaceae
Product: small ubiquitin-related modifier 2-like
Exons: 3
Coding region: 1-360 (119 amino acids)
Biological process (GO): protein sumoylation
Cellular component (GO): nucleus
Molecular function (GO): protein tag activity; ubiquitin-like protein ligase binding
Source: RefSeq, a predicted model, not a curated record
AUGGAAAAAUUCACUCAGCAGAAGGGAGGAAUUAACAAAGGCAAAGGCCAAUCGUUCAGCGGAGCAGCUGCUCUUGCUCCAGUUGGAUCAUCUUCGACUUCUCCCCUUCCAAAAAAUGUUCUUACUAUUCUCGUCACAGCUCAGGACGGGCGUGAGAUCUUUUACAAGAUCUAUGGAGAAACGAAGAUGAAGAAGUUGAUGACACACUAUUGCACGCGACGCGGUCUGCAGUAUGAGACUGUUCGUUUUCUCAUUGAUGGGAAAAAAGUUGAUCCCAAGAAGACUGCAAACCAGCUUGAACUGGAAGAUGGCGAUAGCAUCGAUGCGAUGCUUGAGCAGCUGGGUGGUGGGCAGGCUUGAAGCAGCAGCAGCAGC